Molecule: messenger RNA, 4094 nt
Organism: Mobula hypostoma (lesser devil ray)
Lineage: Eukaryota; Metazoa; Chordata; Chondrichthyes; Myliobatiformes; Myliobatidae
Gene: actmap
Product: actin maturation protease
Exons: 8
Coding region: 361-1329 (322 amino acids)
Source: RefSeq, a predicted model, not a curated record
CCCGCCCGCCCGACCGACUGAGACCUCGCACGCCGCAGGCCCGUUCACACUCAGCCCGCGCCGUAACCCUAUGAUGACCACAGUCUUUUGCUGAUCCCAGCGCAACUCUCACACUUCCUUCUUAAUUCAGCUAAUGUGUUGGUCAACCCACACUUACCUCCAUCACCACCCCACAUCUUCCUUGGAAUGAAGACUGUAGCUACAAAGAGAGAUUGUGGAUUCCCACUGCUUUGAUUGUUGAGGAAAGUUGAGAAGAGAAAAGAUCUACAUUCCAGGGAAUGUGUAGCCUGUCCAAUUCAGAAACUGAAGCACAGAUUAACUGACAGCAUCUCCCAGUGAACACAACAUCCUGUAACACGAAUGUCGCAGCAACGGGAGGACAACCCUGUGAUAUCGUCUGAUUCACAAGGGUCACAACUUCCUCCGCCUCCACCUCCACCUCCGCCUCCACCAGAAUUUUCCAACCAAUCAUUAUUACCUGCCAAAAGAUUGUACCAAGUUCUUGCCAAAGGGCAAUUGCAGCAAAGAAGUGACCGAGAAGAACUGAAGAAGCUGUUGCAGAACCGAUCCAACAGUUUUGGUAAAGAGUUGAACUGGUUACUAAUCAAUGCACCCAUACCCUCGAUGAUCCAGGAUGGUCCACAGUGCGGCCUGGUUGCCCUUUGGAUGGCUGGACACUUGCUGAAUGCACCACAACCUGUGAGUCUGGAGGACAUUGUGAACUGUGCCAUAGAGAAGAACUACACCGCUCAGGGAGAGAUGUUCUCAGGUGAUAAUAUGGUAAAGCUGGCAAAAGAAGUUUUUGCAUGUCACGGGGAAGUGCUCUCUGGUGGUUUAUUGGGCAUUAACAAAACCCGAAUACUGCUUCAUCUGAAGGCUGGAUAUCCUGUGUUAAUACCCUACGAUGAAGAUUUCAACCACGAGCCCUGCCUGAGGAAAGGACACAGAGCUCACUGGGCAGUGGUGUCAGGAGUACUGCUGGGAUUGAGAUGUGAACUGCUGGAGGAUGUCUAUGAGAAGGAUCCUGAUAUCCCUGGUCUCUACUACCUGAAGGGAGGUGCGAGCAGAGCUUCCUGCUGUGAGGACUGUGUUGUUGAGUCCCACCUGUUGGCCAAGCAAGGGAAGAGCCUGAAGUACCAGCUAUGGGAGUAUGAGCUGGUUCACAGGAGCAACGUGCAGCUGACAGAACUCAGCCCAAAGCGAGACAACGAUGGAACGUCCUACAUUAUACCCGAGGGUGGUGUGAAGCUGGGACUUUGUGGGGUUGUGAUUCUUCUACAGCCAAUAUUUUCAGAAACAAAGUUGACAGCUUCCAUUACUAAUAAAUAAGAAAAAACUCCCAUUGUAACUUGUAGACCACAUCUCUACUACUGUAUAUAACUCCCAUCAGGUUUUUUUUUACCCCUUCAGUUCCUUAGCUCUACCCCCGAUUCAACACCUUCCAAUCCUAUGCCACCUUUCUCAUGAUUUGAUUUCAUUUUUUAAACAACAAAGCUAUGCUACCCCUUCUGCCGGUCCUUUCAAUACAAUGCUAGGACAUCAAGAUCUCAGCUAGAAUCUUCUUUCAGCCAUUUUUCACUGAAUUCUACAUUAUACAUGCUAAUCUGUAACUGUGCUACAAGUUCAUCUACCUUCUUCUGUAUACUGCAUACACUCAGUGUAACACUUUUAGUCCUGUAUUCACCCUUCUCGAUUUUGUCCACCUUUAACAUUGCAACUCAUCUUGUUGACUGCAAUUUUACCCUGUCAUUUGCUAGCAGUCUCACUACAUGCUACCUGUUUGUAAACCAGAUCCUUGGCACUGUCCCUCCAAUUCCCCUCUUCCUACCAAAUUAGUUUAAACACAUCCAAACUGCUCUGGCAACCCUGCCUGCAAGGAUAUUGGUCCCCUCAGGUUCAGCUGCAACCCAGGUACCUUCCCCAAAAUGGGAUCCCAAUGAUGCUGGAAUCUGAACUCCUGCCUCCUGCACCAAUUCCUCAGCCACACAUUUAUCUGCCAAAUUAUCCUAUGCUUACCCUCAAUGCUGAUGGCAUAGGCAGCAAUCCAGAGAUUACUACCCUGGAGGUCUGUUUUUCAGCUUUCUACCUGCCUCCCUAAAAUCUCUCUUCAGAACCUCCUCACCUUUCCCACCUGUCAUUGGUGCCAGCAUGUACCAAAACUUCUAACUGUUCACCAGUCCCCUUUAGGAUGCUCUGGACCUGAUCCGAUCCCAGACAUCCCUGACCCUGGCAACGUACCAUCCGAGUGUCUCCAUCAGAAUCUCAUCAAGGAAAACUCUGAUCUCAAACCUUCAUUAACUUGAAGUCAUACCCACUCUCAGGGAAGGACUUGGGCGUUAACCCAGAGGGAAAAUCUGGAGCUGGAAUUCUUAACUCAACUACAUUGAAUUCAACACUGACUGGUAAUUCCUGCAACGUCACUGGUGCCAUACUGUACUGUUCUCACCAUUUCUUUGGAUUCGUCAGCUGCGUGGAGAGGGGGAGCCUGAUGCAUGGGAACAGCUUGCUCUCCCUAUUGUACUGCCCUUGCUUGCAUAUACAGCUAGGAUGCAACAUCCAUGGUCAACACCAACCAAAUGAAGGCCUAAUUAGGCUAGCACAUUAUGGGCCAAAGGGCCGGUAUUGCUCUAUCGUCCAAGUGUAUUCACUGCUUUAAUGAAGGAAACUAGAGAGCUUCACUCCGAGUCCUGAGAUGAUGAUUGGGGAUCAGGACAAGAGUGCUACGUUGUACUCUGUUUAUCUGAAAGGGGAGAUUCCUCUGAACACUUUAUUCAAAGGACAAUUCCUCCAUUGUACAACAAUCACACAAUACUACACCAGGCAUGUAAAUUGAAUAAUGCUAACUUUAUUUUUAACUGUAUGGUUGGAGAGGAAUUAUUAAUCUGUUGCUGAUAUAAUGGGGACUGUAACACACUGCCCGUACUUCAAAUUUCUGCCACAAUAAAACACUGACAUUCUCAGUUUGUGGCUCAUGAGCACCCAUAUAGCAUCUUGGAGAAUUACUACAAAGGCAGAUUUAUAAUCCUUUUGAUCAAAUAUUUAACUCACUUCUCCAAGUCACACACCUUGGCACUCACACUAACAUAACAUCUGUAUUCUCUUAUUGACGGAAUUAGUUGGCCAGGGUCUCAGCAGUUCUGGUGUCUGAAUUGAAAAUACUCUACCCUCAUCAGAGCAGUAACUGCUCCACGAGUAACAUGAAUGGUUUAUACUUGCCUGAGCACAGGAAAUUAUGUGACAUGUGACAUCUAGAAAUCCAGAUUCAGCAAGUAAAGCACAUUUCAUCACUCUUCAAGCAAGCUGGAGUGGAGCUAGAUUCAAUGGGAGGUAUUGAAGGUGUAACAGGAUGACAUUUUUCAAGACACAGAAUCUAACACUAGAGGUAGCAGCCUAUGAGUCAAUCUAAUCAACCCUUCUCUACUCAGAGCCCUGCACGAUUCUUUGUUGCUUGAUUGUUUCCUCCACAUCUACUUCUGCUUCUAUGCUAGUGGGGGUAUGUCAGAUAAUAGUUGGCUUCAUAAAGAACACUCCUCUCUUUAGUUGACAAGCUACACCCAGUACUGCAAGUUCUAUGUUCGCUACCUCUAACAAGUGGUUCAGUGAGGCAUCAGAAUUACAUUCCUUUAACUUGGAAACAAAAUCUGUUCUGGACAUGAAAGGGAAGCAGUCCUGAUGAAAUAAUUGCAACACUGAUUAACUAUAGUUUUUUUAUUUCCUCCGUGUGUGUUUAUAAAUAGAUAUUAAAAAUAUUCCCCUCAGUGGUAAGCAGAUUCACCACAGAUUUGUCCAUCAGCUCGACUUCCCUGCAAAUUCAAAACCCAGGAAUGAGGCAACAAACCUCAGUUAAUUAUACAGGCAGUCCAGUAGAAAAAGUUCAGCUAUGAUGAAACAGCUACAUUCCACGUCCAUUCCUCAGGGAAUGGAGAGUCCCAGGUGUUCCUUCCCUUCCCCAAGGUCCUACCUUCAUUGGAAAUUAGAUAGUCACAUCCUCUUUGGGGAGACUAAACUAUCUUGUGACCCCUCACUCAGGGAAGGGUGCAUGCACACAGCUUUAUACCACCCCCUGUUGUUCAGCGUGAUAUCCCACCCACACC